ACAGGCGAGGUGCCGAGACACGCUCCCGUCCCGCUCGGCAGCCACGGCCGGCAGCGGCAGGAGGGCAGCGGCGAUGCCGGAGGCAGGCAGCCCCCCGGGCUCGGGAAGCACGGCGCUGCUGGCCCUGUCGCUGGCGCUUGCAGGGUCUCUGGGCGGCGGGCAGCACUACGACUACUAUGGGUGGCAGCCCGAGAACCUGCCCCAUGGGCGCUUCUACGGGCGGGAGCCGCAGUGCCUCGACAUCCCGCCCGACAUGCAGCUCUGCCGCGACGUGGGCUACAAGCGCAUGCGGCUGCCCAACCUGCUGGAGCACGAGACCAUGGCAGAGGUCAAGCAGCAGGCUGGCAGCUGGGUGCCCCUGCUCGCCAAGCAGUGCCACACCGACACCCAGCUCUUCCUCUGCUCCCUCUUCGCCCCCGUCUGCCUCGACCGGCCCGUCUACCCCUGCCGCUCCCUCUGUGAGGUGGUACGUGACUCCUGUGCCCCUGUCAUGGAGUCCUACGGCUUCCCCUGGCCCGAGAUGCUGCACUGUGGCAAGUUCCCCUCUGACCACGAGCUCUGCAUUGCCGUCCAGUUUGGGAACAGCAAAGCCACUCCGCCACCAGUGUCCAAGAUCUGCACCCAGUGUGAGAUGGAGCACAAGGCGGAUGGCAUGAUGGAGCAGAUGUGCUCCAGUGACUUUGUGGUGAAGAUGCGCAUCAAGGAGAUGACGGAGGAGAACGGGGAGCGGCGCCUGGUGGCUGCCCAGAAGAAGAAGGUGCUGAAGCUGGGCCCGCUCAAACGCAAGGACACCAAGAAGAUGGUGCUGCACAUGAGGAACGCAGGUGCCUGCCCCUGCCCCCAGCUGGACAGCCUCAGUGGCAGCUUCCUGGUGAUGGGCCGCAAGGUGGGCGGCCGCCUGCUCCUCCUGGCCAUCUACCCCUGGCAGAAGCACAACAAGGAGAUGAAGUUCGCAGUCAAGUUCAUGUUCUCCUAUCCUUGCCCCCUCUACCACCCCUUGCUCUAUGGGGCUGGGCAGCACUAGCACUCUACCCACCAUACCCUCCCCCAGGACUCCUGCAGUGGCCCAAAACCACAUCCCUGGCAUCCCUAGCUGCACCCCAGGAUCCCAGCUCUGCUCACCUCAGCCUCUUGGCUGUGCCCCAGAACCCUGCUCUGCAUCCCUAGGAUUCCCAGCUGCAUUUGUGGGAGCCUUGAUCCACAGCCAGGACCCCUGCCUCCUCCUGAGAGCCUUUUUCUGCACCCUUGGGACCCCUGUUCUGCUCCCAGGACCCCUGCCCACAGCCAGGAGUUUAGGCUGAACCCAGGACC
This is a messenger RNA of Chiroxiphia lanceolata (lance-tailed manakin), 1311 nucleotides long. It is a transcript of the gene SFRP5, whose product is annotated as secreted frizzled related protein 5. The record is from RefSeq and is a predicted model, not a curated record. Gene Ontology annotation, biological process: canonical Wnt signaling pathway; non-canonical Wnt signaling pathway; negative regulation of canonical Wnt signaling pathway. The transcript has 3 exons. The coding region runs from base 74 to 1024 and encodes 316 amino acids. Gene Ontology annotation, molecular function: Wnt-protein binding. Lineage: Eukaryota; Metazoa; Chordata; Aves; Passeriformes; Pipridae.